This is a messenger RNA of Varanus komodoensis (Komodo dragon), 998 nucleotides long. It is a transcript of the gene PLP1, whose product is annotated as proteolipid protein 1. Gene Ontology annotation, cellular component: myelin sheath; plasma membrane. The transcript is spliced from 7 exons. Gene Ontology annotation, biological process: central nervous system myelination; axon development. Lineage: Eukaryota; Metazoa; Chordata; Lepidosauria; Squamata; Varanidae. The coding region runs from base 72 to 905 and encodes 277 amino acids. The record is from RefSeq and is a predicted model, not a curated record. Gene Ontology annotation, molecular function: structural constituent of myelin sheath.
CACAACCUGCCUGGGAUUGUUCUGACCGACAAGAGGCGUGGAAAGAGCGGUUUGGCUUGCAUCCCCGAGCAAUGGGCUUGCUGGAGUGCUGCGCAAGGUGCCUCGUGGGGGCACCCUUCGCCUCCCUGGUGGCCACUGGCCUGUGCUUCUUGGGGGUGGCGCUCUUUUGCGGCUGUGGCCAUGAAGCACUCACAGGCACCGAGCACCUGAUUGAGACCUACUUCUCCAAAAACUUCCAGGAUUAUGAGUACCUGGUUGAUGUGAUCCACGACUUCCAGUAUGCCAUUUACGGGAUCGCCGGGUUCUUCUUCCUCUUCGGAGCCCUCCUGCUGGCCGAAGGCUUUUACACCACCGGCGCUGUCAGGCAGAUCUUUGGCGACUACAAGACCACCAUCUGUGGCAAGGGCCUCAGCGCUACGGUAACAGGGGGCCACAAGGGGAGGGGUUCCAGAGGACACCGCCAGGCUCACUCUUUGGAGCUGGUGUGCCACUGUUUGGGAAAAUGGCUGGGACAUCCCGACAAGUUUGUGGGCAUCACGUACGUCCUGGCGGUCAUCUGGCUGCUGGUCCUGGCCUGCUCCGCGGUUCCCGUCUACAUCUUCUUCAACACCUGGACCACUUGCAACUCCAUUGCCAACCCCACCAAGACGUCCGCCAGCAUUGGCACUCUGUGCACUGACGCCAGGAUGUACGGUGUCCUGCCAUGGAACGCCUCCCCGGGAAGAGUUUGCGGCCAGAGUCUCCUGUCCAUCUGCAAGACCUCUGAGUUCCAGAUGACCUUCCACUUGUUCAUCGCGGCGUUUGUGGGAGCUGCCAUCACGCUGGUGGCACUGCUCACGUUCAUCAUUGCAGCCACCUACAACUUCGCAGUCCUCAGGCUGAUGGGCCGAGGCACCAAGUUCUAGAGGAUGAGGCAGGCAUGCCACACGUACAAGAUGCUCUUCCUCCCCUAACUAGAAGGCUUUAACCCGACAAUGCAGCCCCACUGCGCCAGACUC